This is a messenger RNA of Filobasidium floriforme, 1368 nucleotides long. Its product is annotated as putative Farnesyltranstransferase. The coding region runs from base 138 to 1214 and encodes 358 amino acids. Gene Ontology annotation, molecular function: prenyltransferase activity. The transcript has 7 exons. Gene Ontology annotation, biological process: isoprenoid biosynthetic process. Lineage: Eukaryota; Fungi; Basidiomycota; Tremellomycetes; Filobasidiales; Filobasidiaceae. The record is from RefSeq and is a predicted model, not a curated record.
CGAUCAAUACAACUCGACUCCCCUUGCAAAAGCUCGAAUAGGGAGGAGAUGCGAGUAUUUCUGACGUAGCUAGUUACAUCUUCCUCGAAAUCACAGCUGAAUAUCAACCUGGAUCAUCGCAAUAUCUCAAGGCAAUCAUGGAUUACACCAACAUCCUCGAGCGCAUCAACACCUCGUCAUGGUCCGCUCAGCAGGAACAAAUUCUCUUGGAACCGUAUACCUACCACUCUCAGAUUCCAGGCAAGGAGAUCCGUUCGAAACUCAUCGAAGCGUUUAAUUUGUGGUUGGACGUACCGGAAGACGAUCUGGAGGUGAUCAAACGGAUCGUGAGAAUGUUACAUAAUGCUAGUCUUCUGAUGGACGACGUAGAAGAUUCUUCAGACCUCCGCCGUGGCAUCCCCGUAGCCCACAAGAUUUACGGCGUACCGCAGACGAUCAAUUCGGCCAACUACGUCUACUUUUUGGCUAUGCAGGAGCUAUAUCGGUUCAGGGCUGGGCGAGUUGGCAAGGCAAAUGCCGGGUCUAGUCUCAACGGUAAAGCGGAGGAGGCAGGAAACGGAGAGAAAGGAAAGGGGAAGGAGCGACAGAGAACGGAGGAGAUGACAGAAGAGGAUCAAGAGAAGGAAUUGGACGAGGUCAUCACUGAGGAACUACUACAACUCCAUCGCGGUCAAGGCUUAGACCUGUUUUGGAGGGAUACCCUGACUUGUCCGACAGAAGAAGAAUACGUGGGGAUGGUCCUAGGCAAAACGGGAGGAUUGUUCAGGAUAGCUGUCAAGUUGAUGAUGGCCCGGAGCGAAUCAUCCGUCGACUACACCCCCGUGGUCAACCUCAUUUCCCUCCUAUUCCAGAUAAGAGACGACUAUCAGAACCUUCAAUCGACCGAGUACGGAGAGAAUAAAGGAUUCUGCGAGGACCUGACGGAAGGCAAGUUUUCGUUUCCGUUGAUACACGGGGUGAGGAGUGAGAGGGAGGUCGGGAAGCGGGAGAUCUUAAACGUACUCCAGAAGCGCACCACUGACCGGUCCCUCAAGGCGUACACGGUCAAGAUCAUGACCGAACGUACAAAGUCCUUUGAGUAUACGAGAAAGGUAUUGAGGGAGCUCGAGGGGCAGGUACAUGCCGAGAUCGGGAGGUUGGGUGGGAAUAGGGUGCUAGAGGGGAUCGUCAAGGGUCUCAGUCUAGGGGUGGAGAAGGAGGCAGGUGAUGUAUGAUCGUCGCGAGGAGCAUAUGAUAUCGGGUGAGGGAGAGGUACACAUACGCACAUAUAUAAUAGGUCGAGCUCAAGCAUCGCGGCUGUUGUACGCAUUCUACGAGUAAUUUGCAUUCGCAUCGAGGUGUAUUAGUCAUACUGGAAAGUCACGGUCG